GCAAGCCAGAUGGAGUCUCCUUCUAUAGGCUGUUUGUGGCACCCACUGGAAAAGGGCAAACAAUGGCAGUAAACAUCUAUUCCAGCCUUUUGCUAUUCUUCUUGACCAAUACUGUGUGGACUCGAAUUGUGAGACAAGCCUAUGAUGUGACAGAUCCUGAGGACUGGCCUUACUUCACCUUCGAAUGUCCAAAAGAAUGCUUCUGCCCUCCCGGUUUCCCUAAUGCUUUAUACUGUGAUAACAAAGGACUUAAAGAAAUACCUGCAAUCCCAGCAAGAAUUUGGUACCUCUAUCUUCAAAACAACUUUAUUGAAACAAUUUCUGAGAAGCCUUUUGUAAAUGCCACUUAUCUGAGAUGGAUAAAUUUAAACAAAAACAAAAUCACCAAUAAGGGGAUUGAAAAUGGUGCACUGAGCAAAUUGAAGAGGUUGCUUUACUUGUUUCUGGAAGAUAAUGAAUUGGAGGAGGUGCCUGCUCCUUUACCAACAAGCCUGGAGCAGCUGAGACUGGCUAGAAACAACAUCUCUCGGAUUCCUGAGGGAGUCUUUAGCAACUUGGAAAACCUCACGCUGCUAGAUCUGCACCACAACAUGCUGUUGGACAGUGCUCUUCAAAGUGACACCUUCCAGGGACUCAACAGUCUCAUGCAACUCAACAUAGCAAAAAAUUCACUCAAGAAAAUGCCAUUAAGCCUUCCAGCGAAUACGAUGCAGCUGUUUUUAGACAACAAUUCUAUUGAAGUGAUACCAGAAAACUAUUUUAAUGCGAUACCCAAAGUGACUUUCCUUAGACUGAACUACAAUAAAUUAUCUGAUGAUGGUAUUCCCCCAAAUGUGUUUAAUGUUUCAUCUAUUUUAGACCUACAGCUGUCACACAACCAGCUCACUAAAAUUCCACCUAUCAGUGCUCAACUUGAGCAUCUUCACCUUGAUCACAACAGGAUCCAAAAUGUCAGUGGCACUCAAAUUUGUCCAGCCUCCAUUAGCAUAGAAGACUAUGUUCCCUACAAUGAUUUCCCACGCCUCCGCUAUCUACGCCUGGAUGGAAAUGACAUUCAGCCUCCAAUUCCACUGGACAUCAUGAUAUGCUUUCGGCUCCUACAGGCCAUUGUUAUUUAA
Alligator sinensis (Chinese alligator) is the source of this 1118-nucleotide messenger RNA. RefSeq names its product keratocan (gene KERA). NCBI's taxonomy places the organism in Eukaryota, Metazoa, Chordata, Crocodylia, Alligatoridae. The record is from RefSeq and is a predicted model, not a curated record. The transcript is spliced from 3 exons. Gene Ontology annotation, molecular function: protein binding. The coding region runs from base 63 to 1118 and encodes 351 amino acids.